Molecule: messenger RNA, 348 nt
Organism: Linum tenue
Lineage: Eukaryota; Viridiplantae; Streptophyta; Magnoliopsida; Malpighiales; Linaceae
Source: the annotation of a GenBank genome assembly
AUGAUCAGCGGCGGCGACGGCAGCUCCCACUGCCCUACGUGUAGCUGUUGGAAGAAGAAAGCUCGGAAGAAUGACAGGUUCAGCGAACUUCCCGACCAUCUCCUCCGUUGCAUUCUCUCCUUCCUCGACUCGAAACUCGCCGUCCAAACUUGCGCCCUCUCCCCGCGGUGGAGAUCCGUCUGGAAAGGCGUCCCUGUCCUCAAUUUAGACACCAAAUCCUUCAACAACAGCAACGAAUUCAACCAAUUUGUCUCCGGAAUCAUCUCAAGCCGCCACGACUCUGCCCCCGAUCCACGAGAUCAACGUGGAAAUCGGCCGCCGCCGCCAAAUCGAUUACGACGACGUUAA